Microsporum canis CBS 113480 is the source of this 879-nucleotide messenger RNA. RefSeq names its product protein kinase domain-containing protein. Bases 1 to 879 code for a protein of 292 amino acids. The record is from RefSeq and is a predicted model, not a curated record. The transcript has 2 exons. Gene Ontology annotation, molecular function: protein kinase activity; ATP binding. NCBI's taxonomy places the organism in Eukaryota, Fungi, Ascomycota, Eurotiomycetes, Onygenales, Arthrodermataceae. Gene Ontology annotation, biological process: protein phosphorylation.
AUGAGUCUUAUUAAACAGCCGCCGAGGCUAGCACGAUAUCCUUUCUUAUCUCUCGGAGCUAUUGGAUUAGUGUACAAGAUCGACGAGGAGAUCGUUCUAAAGAUACACGAGGAAAUAGGAGUGAUGCAUUCUCACGGGAGAUUAAGAUGUUUGACCUCUUCGAAAAACAUAAUCCGUGUCCUAUGGUUGUCCAGAGCUUUCUACGUGUUCCAGAGGGCAACUUCCUCGCUUUUCUUAGAGGUGGUCCGCGUUGGCCAUAGUUACCGCGGCCGCGUCGAGACAGUUACAGCGCAAGAGCCUAUCGAGCUAGUUAAGCAAUGGAGCAUGGAGCUAUCCCAUGCUGCAGCUUGGUUGGAGAACCUUGGAUACGUCCAUGCUGAUAUUCGGCCACCGAACCUACUUCUCGACGGAGAUGAUCGGUUAAAACUUAUAGAUUUUGAUUGUGCUGCGAAGAUAGGCAGUCCGUCAGAUGGUUCCGCUCCUCCUUGGGCGCGAAUACUUGGUGUAGAGGCCGUGGACGAUGCAGGCUCAUUCGGUUUAUAUGGAGCCCGAACAGAGCAAUUUGCCAUCGGAUCUGUUAUAUAUCUUAUGACACGAGGUUACGAACCGUAUGAGAACGAAGAUCCAGGUCUUAAUAUUGUUGACCUCUUCCGCCGUAUGGAAUUUCCGUCGUUAGGCAAUGACCCUCUUGACCGGAUUAUCGACCGGUGUUGGAAGGGACAGUUUGAGUACUUGAAAGAUCUGGCGGAGGAAACUAGCACUCUGAGCGGUGGUAACCAUCCUAAGUCUUUGUCAUCGCUCACAGAACGGUAUCGUUUGGAACGCCAGAAAAAGUGCCAAACGCUGGUCAACCAAGGGCUUUUAGAAUGGGAGGUCUAG